UGAACACCUUGAGUCUGCGAAAGUCUUGUUGCAACAUGCAAAGCUAAAGUUGGAAAUUGCACCUUGAUGUUUGGCGUUUCUGACGUUUUAGCGGAUGUUUUGCGAUUUAGAAGUCUGUUCGCAAACUCGCCAACUCUAAAUUCACGCCGACUGUGAGUUUCUACUCUCGUGACAACGUCGAACGUCACCAAUUCCGGUACAACACCUCUAUUCGCAGUAAAACGCAAACAGUCGCUGUCUGACUUCGGGGUAAUGUAGCCUAAUAUUCUACUCGUCAAAAGUAAUUUUUGACGCGGCGAACAUUCCCAUAGAGUUAAGAAACUAUCAACCUCUUGCAGACCGUAAACAAGUGCAUUGGAAUGCUACGAAGAGACACAUCCCGGUCUUACCAAGAGUUCAGUGAUGGUGAGGGUGAACAAAUUCCAGACCUGUGUCAGAACGACGGACUGGACGACGAACUGGACGAUGAACUGGACAAGCUGGAGCCUGGCGAAUCCAAAGAUGAUUCUGAAGGUUCAGAAACAGAAGUUGUGGCCAGUUACCCCCUAAUGGGGUUUGACAAAGCCUGCCUGAAGAACAUUUUCUCUGCACUACUUAUCUUGAUCUACCUGAUGCUCACAACUGGGGCUGCCUUCCUGGCAUAUCAGACCAUCACAGACUUCAUGGAGAAACUCAACCACCCAGUCAUGUCUGUCACCUAUAAAGAAGUGGACCUAUUUGAGCCUGCAGGCAUUUCUCUGUACCGUGGGAAGGCACAGUUGUUGAGCUGUAAGCAUUAUUUACACGAUCACAUCCCACCCCUGGAUUCACCCGGGGUACCAGAGAUAGGGGACUGUGUGACAGAGGAGGUCAACUACACAGCCCCCUACUCAAACCACACCACAAGGAAAGCUUUGGUGAUUCAGGGGCCAAAAGAUGUCCGGAACCGAGAGCUGAUUUUCCUGCAGUUGAGUCUGAAUUUGACUCAGGAGGAUUUCAGUGCAAUCAGCUACAUGCUCUUCUUCAAAUUCAGUGACCUGAUCAACAGCAGACACAAGCCAAACUUCAUGCAGGACUGUGAGAGGAACUACUCCAGGUGGACAUUCUCUGGAGGGUUCCGCACAUGGGUGAAAAUGUCCUUGGUGAAGACGUCUGGGAAAGGGAUGGAGUCUGUGGAGUUCCGGCAGGAGACCGGUGUGGUGAAGUACAAUGACAAGAGACCAGAUCCACAGAGAACCAAUGAGCUCUUCUUCGUUGUGUUUCAGUGGAGAGAUCCUUUCAUCCAGGAAGUUCAAGAUCUUCUCCCAACAGAUUGUGACCGCAAACCCCUGGAAUACCAUUGCCAUCCUCUGUGGGGUCUUCCUGGCUCUCUUCAAGGCAGCAGACUUUGCCAAACAAAGCGUCAAAUGGAUGAUCAAACUCCGGAAAAGACACCUGAAACGACGGCAGCGGGAGCUGACCUACAUCAGCUGAGAAAGACCUGUCGCCAGCUUAACUGAUAAUCAACCAUCCAUCAACAAAUCCACUGCAAAAGAUGUGGGUUACAGAGGGUUCCACAUUUGUCCGCAAAACACUACAAUCUUUACUUUCAUUUAAAUUAUUAUUUUUUUAAGUUAACAUUUUUAUUUUAUUUUGAGGUUGGAAGCCAGCAUACAUAAAACUGAACAUUAUUUUUAUGUAAAAUGUUUUUAAAUAUUUUUUUCUCUUUCAGUUUUUACAGACUUGGAAUUAUUGUGAUGAUUUAAGGCUUUUUAGUUUAGUUAUUUUGGGCUUCCCAUUACACACGGUAAAAGAAGACAAAAAUAAAUAUAUCACAAGAGCAGAGGGAAGACCAUAGUGAUAUUUUCAAAUCUUAUAUAUUUUCAUAUUUCCAUAAAAAUGCACUACAGCCCUAUGACUGGUCCUUUCAUUGUUGCUGAAUCAUGGAAAGAGAUUGUUCCUUUUUGGUUCAUAAAAUGGCAGAACUACAGCAACACAACAUGGCUCUAGAUGAGCAUUUUUCUACUUUUCUUCAGUUUUUUGAACAGAAGCAAGGUUUCCCAAAAAACUGAACAAACUGAACAUUUACAUUUCAAUGGACUUUUGUGAAAUUGCUGUACACACAGCAUAAACUGUCGUGUUUGAAAAAGGGUGUAUUCUAUCUGUGUAAGCUGUUUGUUGUGUUUUUGUUAAACUGUUUCAUGCCACAUGUUAUUCCUGAGGAGGGAAAGGUCUGCAGGUUAGAGAUUAAUUUGAGCCAUGUCUCAAAUCAUAUUCUCAGAUGAUUUUACCUGGCUCCCUUAAUUUUUGUGAUCUACUAAUUUAGCAUUUCUUUAAAGUAAUGCAGAUGCUGAAUACCUUUGAUGUUCAAAAAAAAAAAAAAGGUAAGAAAUUAAAGAAAUGUUUGGAAAUGAUCACACAAUUUAUUGUAUUUUUUAAAUGCUAUGAGCCAAUUGAGGGCUACAUAAGAAACUUGCCAGCCAAUGUGCAAACCAAUGUCUAAAUCCACACAGUUUAGUGCCCCACUACCUUUUGUGUUUCAGUGGAUACAAAUGUAAAUGCCCAUCAUCCCAAAAUUUUGGAAAGAAUUUAAUGUUUUUUUUGUUUUUUUUAUCAAUAGGGGAAAACAUGACUGCCUGCCAAGGACUGUUAUAGAUAAGUGCGCAUUGUUUGGUUACUGUUUUUCCUCAGGUUUAAAAGGAUGUUGCCUUAUGGGGAGAAGGGAUGCAUUUAAUGCCUUUUGGCCAAGGGAAAACACUGUCUUGAAAUGUGAAAGGUUAAAGUUGCUGACUUAAUUGCAGAUGAAUUCCUGCAAAACAUAAACAGUUUGUCUUCCUUGUGCAAAACUGGAACAAUUCACUGUCAUGUGAAACAUACUUGAGAUGUGAGGAGGAUUUUGUGAUUAAAUUUGCAAUAAAACAUUCACAAUUUAACAAAUA
Messenger RNA from Conger conger (European conger), 2897 nucleotides. It is a transcript of the gene pacc1, whose product is annotated as proton activated chloride channel 1. Bases 360 to 1478 code for a protein of 372 amino acids. The transcript has 8 exons. NCBI's taxonomy places the organism in Eukaryota, Metazoa, Chordata, Actinopteri, Anguilliformes, Congridae. The record is from RefSeq and is a predicted model, not a curated record.